Centrocercus urophasianus (Greater sage-grouse) is the source of this 2092-nucleotide messenger RNA. RefSeq names its product solute carrier family 24 member 2 (gene SLC24A2). Gene Ontology annotation, cellular component: membrane. The record is from RefSeq and is a predicted model, not a curated record. Gene Ontology annotation, molecular function: calcium, potassium:sodium antiporter activity; calcium channel activity. Gene Ontology annotation, biological process: long-term synaptic depression; long-term synaptic potentiation; calcium ion transmembrane transport. Lineage: Eukaryota; Metazoa; Chordata; Aves; Galliformes; Phasianidae. The transcript has 10 exons. Bases 173 to 2077 code for a protein of 634 amino acids.
CUCGCCGGAAGGAGAGGAGAAAAGUUUGUGCGUACGAAUGAAGAAAAUACUUCCUAUGAAGAAUAAAAGAACUUGAUGGAAGAACCCUUAAAGCACCUUUACCUUCUAAGCAGAAGAAAAUUAUGAAGGAACAAUCCAUCUGACUCCCUCAGCAUCUCACACAGGACUCACAAUGGCUCUUUGCAAAAAAACUGUUGGUAGUGUCUUGGAAGAGUGGUGUUUGAAGGAACCACUGUUUGGUUGCAAACGGCACCAGAAUGUUAGGAAAAAACUGAGACUGAUAAGGAUAAUAGGGCUUCUUGUCAGUGUAGUGGCCAUUAGUACUUUCUCUCUUUCAAUUAGUGCCUUUUUCAAGAUGGAAACACAUAGCAAGGUGUUGGAUAGCAGCCUAGAUAGCCAAAAGCUGGUGCAUGGUCACCAAAGAACUCUGUUGGAUUUCAUGGAACAGAAUGAAGGUGGCACUCCAGAUUCACCUACGUCGAUGAAACAUGAAGCUGAACAUGACAAUGCAACAGAAGAGCAUUCCAAGGGAGAGUACCCAGAGGACCUUUUCUCUCUCGAAGAACGAAGAAAGGGUGCAGUGAUACUGCAUGUUAUUGGAAUGAUUUACAUGUUCAUAGCCUUAGCCAUAGUCUGUGAUGAGUUCUUUGUUCCUUCCUUGACUGUCAUCACUGAAAAGCUGAGCAUAUCCGAUGAUGUGGCAGGGGCAACCUUCAUGGCAGCGGGUGGCUCGGCCCCAGAACUCUUCACUUCUUUAAUAGGAGUGUUUAUAUCCCACAGCAAUGUCGGCAUUGGGACAAUAGUGGGAUCUGCUGUGUUUAAUAUCCUGUUCGUGAUUGGAAUGUGUGCUUUAUUUUCUAGAGAAAUCUUGAAUCUUACUUGGUGGCCACUCUUUCGAGAUGUGUCCUUUUACAUCGUUGACUUGAUCUUGCUAAUCAUCUUUUUUCUGGAUAACUUAAUCAUGUGGUGGGAAAGCUUAACGCUCCUGACAGCAUACUUUUGCUAUGUGACUUUCAUGAAGUUCAAUGUUCAAGUGGAAGAAUGGGUGAAAAAAAUUUUAAACAGGAACAAGGUUGAGAAGGCUACAACAGGAGACGCUGAAGGAAAGUCACCUACUUCUGGCGACAAGGAUGACCAAACACUGACGACCAAGCCACGGCUCCAGCGGGGAGGAAGCUCUGCAUCUCUCCACAACAGUCUGAUGAGGAACAGCAUCUUCCAGCUCAUGAUUCACACACUUGACCCACUUGCAGAAGGAAAAUUCAAGGAGAGGGCCUCAAUUCUGCAUAAGAUCGCCAAAAAGAAGUGCCAGGUGGAAGACAGUGAAAGGCAGAAUGGAGCUGCUAAUCAUGAGAAAGGUGCAAAAGUGGAAGUUGCAGUAACACCACCAAGCGAUUCAGGACCAGUGCAGAAUGGAAUUGCCCAUAAUGUUGAUGAGGAGAAUGAAGAGGACGAGGACCAGCCACUCAGCCUGGCCUGGCCUGACACCCCACGCAAGCAGCUCACCUACCUUCUUGUACUGCCUAUUGUUUUCCCUCUGUGGGUUUCCCUCCCGGAUGUCAGAAAUCCUAAGUCAAGAAAAUUUUUUCCUAUCACGUUUUUUGGUUCAAUCAGUUGGAUUGCAUUUUUUUCUUACUUGAUGGUCUGGUGGGCACAUCAGGUUGGAGAAACCAUUGGUAUUAGUGAAGAAAUCAUGGGCUUGACUAUUUUAGCUGCUGGCACAUCCAUUCCUGACCUUAUUACCAGUGUUAUUGUAGCACGCAAAGGUCUGGGGGACAUGGCUGUAUCCAGUUCUGUUGGAAGCAACAUAUUUGACAUCACAGUGGGCCUUCCUCUCCCAUGGCUCCUGUAUGCUGUGAUUAACAACUUUUCUCCGGUGACUGUCAGCAGCAAUGGUCUGUUCUGUGCGAUCGUCCUCCUCUUCAUCAUGCUGCUCUUUGUCAUCCUCUCCAUCGCUUUCUGCAAGUGGAGGAUGAACAAGUUCCUGGGCUUUCUCAUGUUUGGGCUUUAUUUCGUGUUCCUGAUUGUCAGCGUCCUCCUGGAGGACAAAGUGAUCCAGUGUCCUGUCUCCAUCUAGUGGAAAGUGCUGAUU